UCUGGGACGUCGUUAUUGUGGAUGAGGUUGGCAGUCGGAAGGAUCACAAUGGUAUGUCAUUGCAAUCGCCUCGUGUGUCUGCUAGCGCGAUCAAGUCCAACAUCAUACCCUAUCGACGAGCGCCUACCGGUCAUCUCAGGCCUCAUAGGUGCCUUCUCCUGCCCGAAGAGCCCUGCUUUUGCCCCCCGAAGAUCAUCGAUGGCGCGCCCACAGCGGACCGCAUCCCCGCCGCAUGUUGUGGCGCAGGCCCGUGUCGCGUCCCAAGGUGGUCUCAAGCCCCUUCAGAAGACUGGCAGGACCGUCACUUUCGCCCAGGCGCCCUCACGCGCGUUCGCACGCCUCGCCAUCGCUCUCCACCUUCCGCUGAUCUUCCGCCUCCGGACUGAUCGUUGUAUCUCCCUCGGGGAAAGCGGCGUGGGCCACGAGUUGGGGUGCACACCUGGUUGUGGAACCUGCGCACUUAAAAGAAGCGGUUUAUGUGCCUGCGAUGAUCCCCUCUUCGCGCCCUCUCCGUUACAGUGCGCUGCUCCCGCCGCCCCGAUGUCGCAGUCAGACGGCCUGAAGCGGCGCAAGAUCGCUGUGAUGGGCUCGCGCUCGGUUGGCAAGUCCUCGCUGGUUGGUCAAUUCAUCGACUGCCGCUUCGAGUCCGCCUACUAUCCGACGAUCGAGAACAGCCACCAGAGGAAUCUAGUCUUCAAUGGAUCGGAAUACGAAGUUGAAGUACUAGACACUGCGGGCCAGGACGAGUAUUCUUUCUUGAACCCCCAUCAUGCUGUAGGACAUAUCCAUGGAUAUGUCCUGGUCUACUCGAUCAAUUCGCGUCGGUCAUUCGAAAUGGUACAAACAAUCCACGAUAAGAUAGCAGACUGGGGGAUUGCGGACGUCCCGUGUGUCAUCGCCGCAUCCAAGGUUGAUCUCCGAGAUGGCCGUCAAGUGGAUCCUGCGGAAGGGCGAUCGCUCGCGUCUACACACAAUGCCGCGUGGAUAGAAACAAGCGCAAAAGAGAAUGUGAAUGUCGGGAAGGUAUUCGAACUUUGCCUUGAAGAAAUCGAGAAGAGGCUGUCCCCUUAUACGGAGCCCAAGAGCUCCCGCUACAACUGUGCUAUCAUGUAGUUCUGCCGUCUCGUCUGACAUGGGCUGGUGCGUUUGCUGUGAAAAUCGCUCUCAAUCGCUGUAUUUGUACUGUUUUUACGAUGUAUCUGGCUUCUAUCUCUGUACUCAAUGACAUCCAGCCUCUCAUCCGC
This is a messenger RNA of Schizophyllum commune H4-8, 1244 nucleotides long. RefSeq names its product ras-domain-containing protein. Gene Ontology annotation, biological process: small GTPase-mediated signal transduction. The record is from RefSeq and is a predicted model, not a curated record. NCBI's taxonomy places the organism in Eukaryota, Fungi, Basidiomycota, Agaricomycetes, Agaricales, Schizophyllaceae. Gene Ontology annotation, cellular component: plasma membrane. Gene Ontology annotation, molecular function: GDP binding; GTPase activity; GTP binding. Bases 49 to 1113 code for a protein of 354 amino acids. The transcript has 6 exons.